This is a messenger RNA of Arvicanthis niloticus (Nile rat), 5611 nucleotides long. Its product is annotated as T-cell-specific guanine nucleotide triphosphate-binding protein 2-like. The record is from RefSeq and is a predicted model, not a curated record. Gene Ontology annotation, biological process: autophagosome assembly; cellular response to interferon-beta; innate immune response. Gene Ontology annotation, cellular component: endoplasmic reticulum membrane. Lineage: Eukaryota; Metazoa; Chordata; Mammalia; Rodentia; Muridae. Gene Ontology annotation, molecular function: GTPase activity; GTP binding.
AUCACAGAAGUGUUAUUGCCACCAAGGUCACCACUGUUAAGGUACCAUCAACAUUUCCCAGGGAUGGGUCAGACUUCUUCUUCUACACCUCCUUUGAAAAAUGAUCCUGACUUGACCUCCAGCUUUGGCACAAAUCCUCAGAAUUUCAAGAUGAAACCCAAAAUUGUGUCUCAGGAAUUGAUCGCCUUCAUUGAAUCAUCCCUAGAGGAAGGAAAACUUCAGGAAACAGUUUCUGCAAUCAGGAAUGCUCUGAGUGACAUGGAGAAAGCCCCAGUGAACAUUGCACUGAUAGGGGAGACUGGGGCUGGAAAGUCCAGUCUCAUCAAUGCUCUACGGGGAGUAAAAGCUGAUGAAGAAGGUGCAGCUGCUACUGGGGUGAUAUGUACAACCACUGAGAGAACACCGUACCCAUAUGCAAAGAUUCCCAGUGUGAUACUAUGGGACCUGCCAAGUAUUGCAUUUUGUGCCUUUCAUCCAAAUGAGUAUUUGAAGAAAAUCAACAUUGAGGAGUAUGACUUCUUCAUUAUUGUCUCUUCUGGACGCCUUAAAUUUAGUGACAGAGAAAUUGCCAAAGCCAUUGUGCAAAUGAAUAGGAGUUUCUGUUUUGUUCUAACCCAUACAGAUAUUGAUCUUGAGGUAGAAAAACUGAUUAACCCUAGGAGAUUCAAUAAAGAGAACACAUUAAACAAGAUUAGAAAUUCCAUUUCAAGUAUACUUAAGGGGGUUACCUACCAGGAGCCCCUAGUCUUCUUAGUCUCUAACUUUGAUGUGUCUGACCUUGACUUCCCAAAGCUGGAAGCCACCCUUCUGAAAGAGCUCCCAGCCUACAAACACCACAUGUUCAUGCACACUUUGUCAAUUGUUACAGAUUCCACCAUAAACCGGAAGAGGGAUAUGCUGAAACAAAAGAUUUUAAAGGAAUCCAGAAUGCCAAGAGCUACCAUACCAUUCAGGGGACUGACCCAAAAUGACCUAGAGAUGUUGGAACAGACUUUGAAUAACUAUAGAUCUUCCUUUGGCCUGGAUGAGGCAUCACUGGAAAACAUCUCUGAGGAUUUGAAUGUGACACUGGAGGAACUCAAGGCAAACAUUAAGUCUCCACAUUUGUUCUCAGAUGAGCCUGGUACAUCAUUAACAGAUAAAUUAUUGAACUACAUUAAACAUUCUUACUUUUCAAACUUUUACCACUUGCAAAAUUAUUUCAUAGACACAGUUGCUAGUGAUGUUAAAACUAUCCUCAGUAAAGAAGAGCUUUUGACAAAGAAGCAUCCUCGACUGCACACAGAUACAUGGACUCAAUCCUCUAGCUGCCAGUCUCCUCUAACUGCUCAAAUUUUGGCUUUCACCUUUGAAAACUUUUUUAAGAACUUCAAGAAGGAAAGCAAACUCCUCUCUGAGGAAACCAUCACUUUGAUUGAAUCCCAUCUGGAGGAUAAGAACCUUCAGGGGGCACUGUCUGAAAUUAGUCAUGCUCUCAGAAACAUUGACAAAGCACCACUGAACAUUGCUGUGACUGGAGAAACAGGAACUGGAAAAUCCAGCUUUAUCAAUGCCCUGAGGGGAGUGAGGGAUGAAGAAGAAGGGGCAGCCUCCACUGGGGUGGUAGAGACAACCAUGAAGAGAACUCCAUACCCACACCCAAAGCUUCCCAAUGUGACAAUAUGGGACCUGCCUGGCAUUGGCACCACUAACUUCAAACCACAAAACUACCUAACAGAAAUGAAGUUUGGUGAGUAUGACUUCUUCAUUAUAGUCUCGGCUACACGCUUCAAAGAACUUGAUGCACAUCUGGCCAAAGCCAUUGAAAAGAUGAACACAAAGUUCUACUUUGUCCGAACCAAGAUAGAUCAAGAUGUCAGUAAUGAACAGAGAAGUAAACCAAAGUCUUUCAAUAGAGACAGUGUCUUAAAGAAAAUUAGAGAUGACUGUUCAGAGAACCUUCAGAAGGUUCUCUCCAGUCAGCCUCCAGUCUUCCUAGUCUCUAACUGUGAUGUGUCUGACUUUGACUUCCCAAAGCUGGAAACCACCCUACUGAGCGAGCUCCCAGCCCACAAGCGCCACAUCUUCAUGAUGUCCUUGCACAGUGUUACUGAGACUGCCAUUGACCGGAAGAGGGAUUUUCUCAGACAGAAGAUCUGGCUGGAGGCCCUGAAGGCUGGAGUACUGGCCACCAUUCCACUUGGGGGCUUCAUCAGAGAUGAAAUACAGAAGUUGGAGGAGACCUUGAAUCUCUACAGGUCUUACUUUGGGCUGGAUGAAGCCUCACUGGUAAAUAUUGCCAAGGAUUUUCACAUGUCUGUGAGUGAAAUCAAGGCAGAACUUAAGUGUCUCCAUUUGUUAACAAAGGACAAAGACAUGUCCUUCAAAGAAAAACUGUUGAAAUAUAUUGAAUCUAUUUCCUGUGUUACUGGAGGACCACUUGCCUCAGGCCUUUACUUUAGAAAGACUUACUAUUGGAAAAGUCUUUUUAUUGUUACUGUGGCAAGUGAUGCCAAGUCUCUCCUUAAUAAGGAACAGUUUUUAUCACGGAAGCGAAGAUCGUACCAUCGACAUUUCCCAGGGAUGGGUCAGACUUCCUCUUCUACACACCCUCCAAAGGAGGAUCCUGAUUUGACCUCCAGCUUUGACACAAACCUUCAGAAUUUCAAGAUGAGAACCAAAAUCCUGUCUCAGGAAUUGAUUGCCUUCAUUGAAUCAUCCCUAGAGGAAGGAAACCUUCGAGAAACGGUUUCUGUAAUUAGGAAUGCUCUGAGUGACAUGGAGAAAGCCCCACUAAACAUUGCAAUGAUAGGGGAAACUGGGGCUGGUAAGUCCAGUCUUAUCAAUGCUCUACAGGGAGUAGGGGCUGAUGAAGAAGGUGCAGCUGCUCCCACUGGAGUGGUAUGUACAACCACUGAGAGAACACCGUACACAUAUACAAAGUUUCCCAGUGUGACACUAUGGGACCUGCCUGGCAUUGGAUCUCCUGCCUUCCAACUACAGGAUUAUCUGAAUAAAAUCAAGUUUGAGGAGUAUGACUUCUUCAUUAUUGUCUCUUCUGGACGCUUUAAACAUAAUGAUGCAGAGCUUGCCAAAGCCAUUGUGCAAAUGAAGAGGAGUUUCUAUUUUGUUCGAAGCCAAACAGAUAUUGAUCUAAUGGUUGUAAGACAGAGUAAUCCUAGGAGAUUCAAUAAAGAGAACACAUUAAACAAGAUUAGAAAUACCGUUUCAAGUAUACUUAAGGAGGUUACCAACCAGGAGCCUCCAGUCUUCUUAGUCUCCAACUUUGAUGUGUCUGACCUUGACUUCCCAAAGCUGGAAACCACCCUUCUGAGAGAGCUCCCAGCCUACAAACGACACAUGUUCAUGAUCACUUUGUCAAUUGUUACGGAUUCCACCAUAAACCGGAAGAGGGAUAUGCUGAAACAAAAGAUCUUGAAGGAAUCCAGAAUGCCAAGGGCUACCAUACCAUUCAGGGGACUGACCCCAAAUGACCUAGAGAUGUUGGAACAGACUUUGAAUGACUAUAGAUCUUCCUUUGGCCUGGAUGAGGCAUCACUGGAAAACAUCGCUGAGGAUUUGAACGUGACACUGGAGGAACUCAAGGCAAACAUUAAGUCUCCACAUUUGUUCUCAGAUGAGCCUGGUACAUCCUUAACAGAUAAACUAUUGAACUAUGUUAGACAUUCUUCCUUUUCAAAGGUUUUCCACUUGCAAAAUUAUUUCAUUGACACUGUUGCAAGCGAUGUUAAAAUUAUCCUCAGUAAAGAAGAGCUUUUGACAGAGAAGCAACAUCCAUGGUACACAGCUACAUGCAAGCCUUCCUCUUGCAGCCCCUCUCCUCUAACUACUCAAAUUUUGGCAUACAGUUUUGAAAAUUUUUUUAAGAAUUUCAAGAAGGAAAGCAAAAUUAUCUCUGAAGAAACCAUCACUUUGAUUGAAUCCCAUCUGGAGGAUAAGAACCUUCAGGGGGCACUGUCUGAAAUUAGUCAUGCUCUGAGAAACAUUGACAAUGCCCCACUGAACAUUGCUGUGACUGGAGAAACAGGAACUGGAAAAUCCAGCUUUAUAAAUGCCCUGAGGGGAGUGAGGGAAGAAGAAGAAGGAGCAGCCCCCACUGGGGUGGUAGAGACAACCAUGAAGAGAACUCCAUACCAACACCCAAAGCUUCCCAAUGUGACAAUAUGGGACCUACCUGGCAUUGGGUCCACUAACUUCCCACCACAAAACUACAUAACAGAAAUAAAGUUUGGUGAGUAUGACUUCUUCAUUAUCAUUUCCGCUACACGCUUCAAAGAACUUGAUGCACAUCUGGCCAAAGCCAUUGAAAAGAUGAACACAAAGUUCUACUUUGUGCGAACCAAGAUAGAUCAAGAUGUCAGUAAUGAACAGAGAAGUAAACCAAAGUCUUUCAAUAGAGACAGUGUCUUAAAGAAAAUUAGAGAUGACUGUUCAGAGAACCUUCAGAAGGUUCUCUCCAGUCAGCCUCCAGUCUUCCUAGUCUCUAACUGUGAUGUGUCUGACUUUGACUUCCCAAAGCUGGAAACCACCCUACUGAGCGAACUCCCAGCCCACAAGCGCCACAUCUUCAUGAUGUCCUUGCACAGUGUUACUGAGACUGCCAUUGACCGGAAGAGGGAUUUUCUCAGACAGAAGAUCUGGCUGGAGGCCCUGAAGGCUGGAGUACUGGCCACCAUUCCACUUGGGGGCUUCAUCAGAGAUGAAAUACAGAAGUUGGAGGAGACCUUGAAUCUCUACAGGUCUUACUUUGGGCUGGAUGAAGCCUCACUAGAAAAUAUUGCCAAGGAUUUCAAUGUGUCUAUGAAUGAAAUCAAGGUACACCUUAAAUCUCUCCAUUUGUUAACAAAGGACAAAGACAUGUCCUUCAAAGAAAAACUGUUGAAAUAUAUUGAAUGUAUUUCCUAUGUUAUUGGGGGACCACUUGCCUCAGGCCUUUACUUUAGAAAGACUUACUAUUGGAAAAGUCUCUUUAUUGAUACUGUGGCAAGUGAUGCCAAGUCUCUCCUUAAUAAGGAACAGUUUUUAUCAGAGAAGCCAGGAUCCUGCAUGUCAGACUUCCCUGAAUACUGGGAAACAGGAAUGGAGCUAUAAGGUACUAACCUUCAGACUGACUUCAGGCACUGACUUAAAGUCUACUUUUAAGCAGCAAACAUUUCCUGGGAAAGAACAGAGGAUUCAUAUCUUUCAGAGACAGAAUAUCACAGUGACAAGUGGAAAAAGAGUCGUCCACACUAUAAGAACUCUCUUCCAUUAAAGUAUCAUUAUGAGACUAUAUGGCUGUAUACAUAUCAAUUGCAAUAUCUUUGUCUAAUUAAUGUUGGAUCAUUUGUCCCACAGAGAUUCCCCAAGCAAUGUCACACUCUCCUAAGAUGAAGAAGUUAGACUGUGUAACCAUUUGUGCUUUUCUAUGUCUGCCUCAGUUCCAGAAUAAUGACACAGAGGUUCAUUUAUUUAUGCAUUAAUGCCUAUACCUUAGCUAAGAUUGUUCUCCAACUAUCUUAUAACUAAAUUAAUCUGUUUAUAGUGUUCUUUGUCUGAGACAAGGCUGGUUGCCUCUUCUCAGUUUCAUACAUUCAACUUCCUCCACAACUUGGUGGUGAAUCUCUUUAGC